Molecule: messenger RNA, 1376 nt
Organism: Episyrphus balteatus (marmalade hoverfly)
Lineage: Eukaryota; Metazoa; Arthropoda; Insecta; Diptera; Syrphidae
Gene: mTTF
Product: transcription termination factor, mitochondrial
Exons: 4
Coding region: 87-1361 (424 amino acids)
Biological process (GO): regulation of DNA-templated transcription; termination of mitochondrial transcription
Cellular component (GO): mitochondrial matrix
Molecular function (GO): double-stranded DNA binding
Source: RefSeq, a predicted model, not a curated record
UUCUUAUGACAUAUCCUAUAACUUUCCUGAAAUACCACGAUUUUUGCGUUGUUGUGAUAAACUUUUAAAUAAUUUCCAAAUAAAUCAUGUUACGAUAUUUAAUUAAAAAUUUUCAAAAAACUCUAAUAUUAACAAAGUCAAUUCCCACUGAGUCCAAUCCACAAUUCACAAAUUUAUUUUUGCGUACUUUAACAACAAACCUAACAACCACCACACAAAACGAAGAACCAACAACUUCUUCCACCACCACAGCCACCACACAAAACCCUCUGGACACCGAUGAAUACAUUGUUCCAUAUCCAGCCGACAGAGAAUCACGUCGAAAAAACAAUAUUUAUGUUUUGGGAGCGUUACGUAAGAAAUUCCACCUUUCCGAGGCAGAUAUCGAAAAAGUUCUAUCCGAUGAAGCGGUUCAAUUGAGUUAUAGGGAAAAAUUUCUUACCACAUCUCUAGAAAUAUUGAUAAACUAUGGAAUUGUUAAACAAACAUUUCUAGAAUGUCCAUGGCUUAUUACAAUGCAACCAAAACGCCUUGAAGUGAAACUUCAAGAACUAGAAACUAUGAAACUUCGUGACAUCAACGACUUUGCACCUCUCCUUCGAUUGAAUGCGACUCGUUUUAAAAGGCUAAUGAUAUCACUUAAGCGUGAAUCAAAGUAUAUUCCUCACGGCAAUCGAAUUUACUAUAUUAGCGACAAAUUGAACUUGCCUGCAUUCACAGUUGCCAAAUAUUUGUCGAAACGUUUAUUUAUUCUUGAAAUGCCUUUUGAUACAUUGGACAAAAACCUUCACCAUAUGCUCAAUUAUAAUGUUUCUCCAUGGAAUAUAAUUCGUGAUCUUUGGGCUUUUCGUUAUACACCGAAAUCUGUUGAGAAUCGACUUGAACGUGCAAAGCUUGCAAAAAAAGACAAGAUUAUGCCUUGGAUGGUACGAUGUCCAGAAAAUAUUUUACAAAGAUCUUUUCAGUUAUCGAUUGACGAGGAUAAAAUACUCGAAGGCAAAGAUUCAGCAGUUGCAUAUGUAGCUGAGAGAUUAGGAUUUUCAGUACCUGUGACCCAAGCUAUUAUGAACAAGCAUCCGGCUGUUCUUAAAGUUCGAGUUCCAAAAAUAAAAGAAGUUUUGGACUAUCUUCUUGAUGAGGAAGGCUUCACCCGUCACGAAGUUGCCCAAGUUCCUCGUAUCCUAUGUCAUAGUUUGGACACUACCAAAGAACGUAUUGCAGAAUUGAAAUCAGUUGGCUGUCGAAUGAGUUCUUUGGUUAUUGUUUGUAAGAGCAAACGUGAAUAUGCCAAGUUUCUUAAUAAGUGGAUAGAUAUAAGAGAUAAAAUCGAACUUCGAAAAGAACUUGAAAAUAAAAAUUGAUUUUUUGAGAACGAA